Molecule: messenger RNA, 2383 nt
Organism: Drosophila serrata
Lineage: Eukaryota; Metazoa; Arthropoda; Insecta; Diptera; Drosophilidae
Product: protein ST7 homolog
Source: RefSeq, a predicted model, not a curated record
GGCCCGAAAACGCUCCCCCGCUCACCCCCCCUGACGAAUACUUGACGGAAAAAAGUCUCAUCUGCAGUAAGGAUAAGCGCAAGGAUAGCGCCAAGAAACACAACCGUUUAUUGAUCAACCACCCAUCCGGUGGUCCAAGCGAGGCGAGCUUAGUGCAUAGUACCCAAACCAGCCGGAGCGUCAGAAUCCCGCCGAACGGAGAGCGGCAAAAGCGAACGCCAACGAAAAAGCAACAGAGAACGGAGAGGGAAGCGAAACAGCGUCGAAUACAGAACUUCGCUGGUCGGGGGCAGUGGUGGCAGGCAGGAUGUGGGACUCGUCCAUGUUUCUCAGCACGCUGACGCCUAAGUUCUACGUGGCGCUAACUGGUACCUCCAGCCUCAUUUCGGGCCUGAUCCUGAUCUUUGAGUGGUGGUACUUCCGCAAAUACGGCACCUCCUUCAUAGAGCAAGUGUCCAUCAAUCACAUUAGUCCCUGGAUCAAUGGCAGCGACGGCCAAUCAGAGUCGAGCAAUGGCAGUGGCAGCAGCACAUCCAGCGGUUCCAGCAGCAGUAGCAACGGCGGCGGAGGCGGCGGAGGAGGAGGCGGUGGUGCAGCAGCCGGAGGAAGCGGAGGAGCCACAACCAGCACCGGCACCCAGAUGCCCGAGUGCAAGGUGUGGCGAAAUCCCCUGAACCUCUUUCGCGGUGCCGAGUACCAGAGAUUCUUUUGGGCGACCAGUAAGGAGCCGCUGACCUACUACGAUAUGAACUUGAGCGCCCAGGACCACCAGACAUUCUUUACCUGCGAGGGCGACGCCCGCAAGGAGGAGUACGAGAUCAUGCAGACGGCCUGGCGCGAGCGCAAUCCGAUGCAGCGCAUCAAGUCCGCGCACAGUGCGCUGGAGAUAAAUGCCGAAUGUGCGCCUGCCUACAUACUGCUGGCCGAGGAAGAGGCCAUGACCAUCAUGGAGGCAGAGAAGAUACUGAAGACGGCCCUAAAGGUGGCCGAGAUCAACUAUCGCAAGUCGCAGGCUACCCAGCACCAGGGCGCCAUUGCCGAUGGGAUGCAUCGGCGGGACACAAACGUGCUGAUCUACAUCAAGCGGCGGCUGGCCAUGUGCGCCCGCAAGCUGGGAAAACUGAAGGAGGCGGCCAAGAUGUUUCGUGACCUCACCAAGGAAAUACCCUCGAUCAUGAGCGUGCUGAACAUUCACGAGAACCUGAUCGAGACACUGCUGGAGAUGCAGGCCUACGCCGAUUGCCACGCCAUUCUCGCCAAGUAUGACGACAUCUCGCUGCCCAAGUCGGCGACGAUCUGCUACACGGCAGCUCUGCUAAAAGCGCGUGCGGUGGCCGAUAAGUUCUCGCCGGAUAUCGCCUCUAAGCGGGGACUUAGUCCGGCAGAGAUGAGCGCCGUGGAGGCGAUCCAUAGAGCCGUAGAGUUCAAUCCGCAUGUACCCAAAUAUCUGUUGGAAACAAAGCGGCUGAUUCUGCCGCCCGAGCACAUCCUGAAGCGCGGCGACUCUGAGGCCCUGGCCUAUGCGUUCUUCCAUCUUAAGCACUGGAAGCAGGUGGAGGGUGCGCUCAAUCUGCUGCACUGCACAUGGGAGGGCACGUUUCGCAUGCUGCCGUAUCCACUGGAGCGCGGCCACCUCUUCUAUCCAUAUCCCACUUGCACCGAGUGCGCUGAUCGCGAGCUGUUGCCGGCCUUUCAUGAGGUUUCCGUGUAUCCCAAAAAAGAGCUGCCCUUCUUCAUCCUGUUCACGGCGGGACUGUGCUCCAUCACCGCCCUGCUGGCCCUGGCCACCCACCAGUAUCCAGAGCCGAUGGGCCACUUGGCGCAGACCGUACUUACCUGGAUCUCGUAUCCGUUUCAGUUGCUCAAGGAGCGCAUCGAGGCGUUCUGGCCGUGCAAUCUGCUUCAGCAGCUGUCGCGUGUCUAAGCCGGGAGGCUAUCGCGGCGUCCUACCUUCUUUCCACCCUCGAAUGACGUCACACACAAACACAAACAAGGAACACACACCACAUACUCACACGCAUCAAUCUCCAUCUCUGGCUAAGAAACCAGCAAACAAGCUACAAAACCACUAAAAAACACAAACCCUCAAUACAUAACAUGCGUAUAUAUAUAGUAUAUAUAUAAAUACAUAUAUAUAUAUAUAUUUUGGAUCUUAAUAUGUCUGUGUUGUCUUCGUGAAAUAAACAUAAACAAAGCAAAAAAAAAAAACAAAAUGCAAACAAAACACGCACUCAACUAGUUGCAGCUUCCACGUGAUCCGGAUGAACGAAACGAAUUUUCAGCAGCCAAGCAAGAGGAAACUAAAUUAUUCUUAAGUUUUAUUAUUAUUUUAAUUAUUGUAAACGAGAGUACGAGAGGCGAGUAAACAAUAAUGCAAAAUUUA